AUACCAGCUUGUUAAAUUUGCCACAUGCAAAUAUAGAAUGAGCCGUUUGUAAGAGAAAUACGCGUGGAUAGAACAGUGGUUUUGUUGUAAUAAAUUAAACGCGCAGAACGCCGUUGCUUUAUUAUAGAAACGUUAGUUUUUUUGCCAGCAGUGGUUUCUACUGGAUAAUAACACUGUACAACCCUGCGUGUAAAAUACAGCGCGUUUUAACUUAGGGGGGGUCCUUUAUCACGGUGCCCCUGUACUGUGGAGACGCACGGGCCCACUGCGCAUUCCCUGACGUCAUCGCAUUUACCAUGGACGAAUACAAGAUGAAACGGAACUGCUCGACUCGUGUGAGACUAACCUGUCACUUGUAGUGUCUGUGAAAGUAAAGCCCUGGGUUUAGACGAGGGUACUUGUAAGUGAUAUAUCGUGUCCAUUUAGCUGCUGUAAUAAUAAUACUGCACAGAACUUUGCAUUGCAUAGAUAGAAGGAAAAACUAACAGACAUUUUUCUACGUGCUUUUAAUAAUCGGGGUGAGUCUGUGUAUUAUAUUUGCAUGAAAUUGGAAAAUGAACGGGGCAUGCUAAAUUAUCUCCCAGGUGCAGCGCUACACUAAACUGACAGCAAAACUGACCCUUAGUGGAAAAAAAAACACAAAACAAACACACACAUCUGAUUAUGUAAUAGGUGCUAAAACUUAACGUGUAUUUAAUACUGACUCGUUUUCCUGCCUCGACCGGCUAGUAGGACACACAGCCACCCGUGCAUGCAGCUGCAUCAUCUUUAUCAGAACGCGGCUAAAGACUUUGGGGGCUUCCGAGCACAUACUUACACGCUCCCUCAUUUUCAAAGCCGAAACGGGAGCCCUGGUGAAUUUUUUUGCAUAACGCACAUUUGUCGAAUUGUUAUCGAUAAACACGCCGAAUGCGUCCUUCGGUAAUGUAACCGCGCGACCCGCCUGCAAGCUCCCACCCCUUGAACUGAACACAGGAACACGUGCGCGCGCGGGAAGCUCCGCCCUUCUGUGCAUGCAAGCGUUCUGGAAGCUUUAUAAUUUUUUUUUGCAUCAGCACCAGCCUCUUUGCAGAAGGGAGGACGCAUCUGCGUGAAAAGAGCAUUGGUUUAUUCUUGACCGUUUUUGUUAUUAUUAUUAUUAAUAUUAUUUUAGUUUUAUUUCUUUUUUUUUUAAAAUUAUUUUAUUUCACAUUCCCAGCUCCCACACCCGGAUAGCCGCUUGAGAACCGGUUAAAACUACAAAGUCACUCUUCCGGGAUUGGUGGAAUAAACAAGGCAUUUUUUUUUUUUUUUUUUUUUCAUUGAAGAUUCUCAUUACGUAGCUUCGGACCCGCCUCUUUCCGCCACGCCCUCUUAUCUUACCUACCUCCCUACCUCUCUACCUAUCGCCCUUUGUGAUUGCGCGUGUGGUUCUUUUUUUUUUGUUUGUUUUUAGAUAUUUCUUGCGUGUUUUAUUUGUGCACCAUCAUGGAAACGACCAAGCUACCCCCGUCCAGCCCUUCCUCCCCUACCACCGGCUUCUCCGUGCCCAACGCCGAGAAAGUGGACGGAUUCCCCCGGCGUUCGAUGCGUCGAGCCCGGCAGAGACGCUCGCACAGCUCGUCCCAAUUUCGGUAUCAAAGCUCGCAAGUGGAACUGACCCCUCUGCCGCUUUUAAAAGACGUCCCCGUGUCGGAGCUGCACGAUCUGUUCUGUAAGAAGCUGCAGCAGUGCGGAGUGGUCUUCGACUUCCUCGACUGCGUGGCGGACCUCAAGGGCAAGGAGAUCAAGCGGGGGGCUCUCAACGAGCUGGUGGAGUGCAUCGCCACCAACCGAGGGGUCCUCAUCGAGCCAGUGUACCCCGAGGCUGUGAAGAUGAUCUCCGUGAAUAUCUUCCGCACUCUGCCGCCCAGCGAGAGUCUGGAAUUCGACCCCGAGGAGGAUGAGCCGACGCUGGAGGCCUCCUGGCCACACCUGCAGCUGGUGCACGAGUUCUUCCUGAGAUUCCUGGAGAGCGCCGACUUCCAGCCAUCGGUGGCCAAGCGGUACAUCGACCAGAAGUUUGUGAUGCAGCUGCUAGACCUCUUUGACAGCGAGGACCCGCGAGAGAGGGAGUAUCUCAAGACUAUUCUUCACCGGGUCUAUGGGAAGUUCCUGGGACUGCGGGCGUACAUCCGCAAACAAAUCAACAACAUCUUCCUGAGGUUCAUCUACGAAACGGAGCACUUCAACGGGAUAGCAGAGCUUCUGGAGAUCCUAGGCAGCAUCAUCAACGGGUUCGCUUUGCCUCUGAAAUCGGAACACAAGCAGUUCCUGGACCGAGUCCUCAUUCCUCUCCACACAGUGAAGUCUCUGUCUGUAUUCCACGCGCAGCUGGCGUACUGCGUGGUGCAGUUUAUGGAAAAAGACGCCACUGUGACAGAAUAUGUAAUCCGAGGUCUCCUGAAAUACUGGCCCAAAACCUGCACUCAGAAAGAGGUGAUGUUCUUGGGAGAGGUAGAGGAGAUCCUGGAUGUGAUUGAGCCCUCCCAGUUUUUGAAGAUUCAGGAACCUCUCUUCAAGCAGAUUGCUUACUGCAUCUCCAGCCCCCACUUCCAGGUGGCCGAGCGAGCUCUCUACUUCUGGAACAACGAAUACAUCCUGAGUCUGAUUGAGGAUAACUGCAGCGUCAUCCUGCCCAUCAUCUUCGCUACCCUGUACAGAGUCUCCAAGGAGCACUGGAACCAGACUAUCGUCUCUCUGAUCUACAACGUCUUGAAGACUUUCAUGGAGAUGAACACCAAGCUGUUUGAUGAACUCACUGCCUCUUACAAAGUGGAGAAACAGAAAGAGCAGAAGAAGGAGAGGGAGAGGCAGGAGCUGUGGAGGAAGCUGGAAGAUCAGAGGAUACGGAAGCUGCAGAGUUUGGGAGAGGCAGAAAAGAACCGACUCAACCUGCAAAUGAGCCAGAAAGACCAGAGAGGAGAGACCAACAGCGGCUCGGACGGGCCGAACGGACCGACCAGCAAAACCUAGAACCCUCCCAGGCCAGCGAGACCUUACCCAGAACCCCCUCGCUGGACCGGCACCAAAAACCAUUAGGACUUUUAUUAAAUAAUAAUAAUAUUAAUAAUAAUAAUAAUAAUAAUAAUAUGUUGCAGUGUGUAGGAUAAAACACUAGGGGGAGCUGUUUCAACAAUACAGCAACAGUUCUGCAGCACCUAGAAUUUUAGGACCGAGAGACAUAAUUAAGAAAAACCUAAUCAUUCAAAUCUGACCCCGUCUAUAGCACCACUGCAUGGCUUUCCCCCUCCGGUUUCAGAAAUGAAUUCUUGGAUUGACCAGGAUUCCGGUGAAACUCCAAACUCUUAAUUAAGAUCGCCGAGCUAGAUGAUGGAUAGUCGCGACGGAUCAAAUACUGGCCCUUUGUUGUCGUCAUUGUUGUCGAAACACUAAAACUAAGCCAAGCAGAAAACCAGUUUUUGGCUCUAGUGCCUUCUUCAGACUUCGUUUCUUACAAUGUCUUACCUUUCCAGUUCCGAGCGCGGUACACCUGGGCUUUGACCCAAAUCUUCCAAACUCUGGAUGAGAAUUUUAAACGCGCUUGCUUUUUGCUAGCAUCUUGUCCCCCCCCCCCCCUCCUCCCUCCCCCCUCCCCCCUCUCCCCUCUCCCCCCCCCCCGCUGUUUUUCAAAUACAGCGCUGUACAUCGCUGGGGCCCGGUCACUUCCUGUGCUGUAGGUCACACGUUUUUUGGCAAUAACCGAACAGUCUAAUUCUAUUUUUCUUGUUUGUGGGUUCUGUAUCGUGUCGGGUCUCCCGUGUGUUUCCCUUUUGUAUUACACUGGACUCCCCAGACUAAUUUAGCACGCUGAAAUAUCAGUGCUGUACGAAUGUCAAACCCAAUAGAACCCAAAAUGCCAGCGAAACUGGAAAACUAUGAGCUGGGACGCGGGUUUUACCAGCGGAAACACGAUUUGAAUUGUACUGCCGCGGACUAAGCCUUGGCGUUCACGCUAGAACUAUGUAAAGAUAGGACAGUCAAUCCCGUGAUGCAGUUCGGUACUCCAUUACAGGCGCCAUUUGUGGAGCCCACUCAAUUCUGAAUACAUUGCGAGCGCGCUGUUAAAGUGAUCUACGGGCUCCAGAAAUGGCUCCGCUGUGCUAACUCUGCCCACUUGUGACAUCAUUUUCUUAGUAUAUAGUCCAAGCGUUGACGUCUUACCUAGCGUCAGGCACCGCAUUCCAUCGCUGCAUUGAAAAGUAACGUGAUGCGUCUUGGAAGUGCGCCCCCUACAGUUUGACACUCGUAGGCACAUGAUACAUAUUGUAUUGGGUAGAGAAGUAAGCAUAUAGAGCUAUAGAUAUCUAAACCUCUGUGUAUGCGGCAGGGGACCGGAAUAUGAAACCAUCUGCCUGUUUCGACAAGCGUUUGGAUGGCGUUGAGUGCCGCGUUUAGUGGAGCUACGGUCAAGGGUUGUGACUCUUAUCAAUUGGGUCCAGUUUACAAAGGCUUCAAGGAGCGAGCUAUGGGGGGGUUGGCUUAGUUAUUUAGCCCGGAAAAAAAUGAAGAUUUAUGAAACUGUAGAGCCGCUGUCUGUCUGCCGUUGAAGAUCAUUUAAGCAGGGUUUAGUUAGCAUGCUGUGGUCCCAUUCUACCAGCCCCGUCCCAUUUGUAGCUGCCCCGUGCAAUCCCUCCCUCUUAGUAUCGCGCAGAACCAUGGAAAAUAACUCGGUUAAGAUUGCCCGCGCAGCAUUUUAGCAGGUGGUUUUUAUGGUUGUGCUUCCCCUGCUGUAUAAAAUUGCUAGCCGUUUCUUCCCAGUUGUUUUGUUCAGACGUAUUCUGUUCACACAGGAGUGUUUUCAGUGACUUUUCGGAGCAGUACGAUAGACGGUCAGCCUCCAGCAGGCUGGUCGCUGAGCGACUCUUUCAUCGCACAAUAAGAUGUACUGUACUUCCAUGGAUAAGUAGGGCAUUCUGGUUUUAUUUAUUUAUUUAUUUUGUAAUGUGUAUAAUUGAUUUAUUUAUUUAUGUAUGUAUUUAUUUAUUUAUUUAUUUCAAACAAAGAAAAAAAAAAAACUUCUAGUAGUUUUGAGAUUGUUAUUUUUUUCCUCCAGUGCAUGUAAAUUUUUUUUUAAAAAACUUAGAUUCAUGCAUGCAAAACAAUAAAAGGUUUUUUAAAUCGAUUAGACGAAGCACGAUGCAAGAUUUAACUCUUCGGUGUCUUCAUUGGCUUAAAACUCAAUGGGGAAAGCAUUUCUGAUUGGAGCAAAUGCCUGUCUCCGCCCCCCCUAAAGGCGGGGCUUGGAUUCAUUGUCCCAUCCCUCCCACCUUGCCUCUUUUGAUUGGCUGAUAAGGAGAGUAGCUCAUUAAGAAUUGAGGGCUUAUUCUGAGAUAAAUGCCACUGAUAUAUACAAAUUCAAGGCUUUAAUUUUGCUAUAUAUUUGUAAACAGACACAAAUUUAGAAACUACCCCAUCGAAGACGUCAUUAGUGACAAAUGAGGUACAGUAUGCCACAGACCAAAAAAAUAAUAAUAAUAAUGGUAAAGAACAAAGAAAUGUUUUCAUAAUAUUUAACUGCCUGAUUCCAUCGUGGGUUCAAAGUUGAAACAACAUCUCGGUCACUUAGCGGGAUUAUGAUGUCAUCAGAAUGACAUCACAUUUCAACCUGCAGCACGCUGAUGAUGCGAUUAACUCCAGCAGCUACAGGCAGGGCUUUACUGUAAGAACGAGCAGAUUCUUAAACACACUGAAUCAAUGGUAGCAACCAUGCAUUAUAAAUGACCAGAGUACCCAAACCCGGGUCCCCUCCCGGCUUAUCAAUUUAAACUGGCCUCUGCCUGCGUUUAUAUUUUUUACAGGUCUUGUGUGUAUUUAUUAGAACGCCCUGCUUUAAUAGGCCACACUUUGCUGUUUAAAACAGGAAGAGAGAAAGAACGCGCAGCCGCACACGGUCAAACGCAGGAGACUUUUCAGAAGCUGUUUUAAGAUGUCUAAUUUAAAAGCACAAAGCGAUCUGACGCAUUUUCACACAGGAGCGGCUGUUCUUUCUAUAGAUUACUGAGCGGAGAUUGAGAUUCUCACACCCAGAGGUGUUUUCAUGCAGGCGGGUCUAUAAAGGAUAUCAAUGAGGAGUAAAUCUGCACACUGCUGUGUGUGUGUGUGUCUGUCUCCUAUCUAUCUAUCUAUCUAUCUAUCUAUCUAUCUAUCUAUCUAUCUAACUGGCAACUCAGAUCAAAUCUCUGUUGUGCAAUUUAUAUAAUUUUAUACUAACCUGAUGAAUGUUGCCAAAGCAUUCAUAUUCAUGCAAAAUGCUUUUUUUUUUCUUAAGUGCAGUCUCGCCUAUUUGUAGAUUUCUAACCUAUAUGCAGAUAUUUUGUGAUAUCUUUCAGAGUCCAUUACCCAAUCACUCAGUCUCUUAAAGGAAAUGCUCAUAAACAUUAGCCAGUGAAGCUGCCGCCCCUUUAACUUUCCCCCCUUUCUCUCUCUCUGUAAAGGUCAUUUUUUCACUGAUCCAGGAUUUUUAAUAUUUACCGCACGCACGCACACACGCACGCACGCAUACACACCUGUUCAGGACUUUGCUGUCAUUAUCAUAUUCAGCCUGGUUAAGUAACAUACAUUCCUGGGGAAAAAAAAAACAACAUAAUAAUAUUAAUAAGUUGAAUAAAAAAAUAU
Molecule: messenger RNA, 6636 nt
Organism: Acipenser ruthenus (sterlet)
Lineage: Eukaryota; Metazoa; Chordata; Actinopteri; Acipenseriformes; Acipenseridae
Product: serine/threonine-protein phosphatase 2A 56 kDa regulatory subunit beta isoform-like
Exons: 13
Coding region: 1468-2994 (508 amino acids)
Biological process (GO): protein dephosphorylation; signal transduction
Cellular component (GO): protein phosphatase type 2A complex; cytosol; nucleus
Molecular function (GO): protein phosphatase activator activity
Source: RefSeq, a predicted model, not a curated record